Suillus subaureus is the source of this 1804-nucleotide messenger RNA. RefSeq lists its product as uncharacterized. Lineage: Eukaryota; Fungi; Basidiomycota; Agaricomycetes; Boletales; Suillaceae. The record is from RefSeq and is a predicted model, not a curated record. Bases 28 to 1380 code for a protein of 450 amino acids. The transcript has 3 exons.
UGAGUGGCUGUGCAAUCCGACCUUGGAAUGUUUGCUCUGAGAGCUGGGCGACAGGCUGGCCAUCAGCGGAGAGCGUAUGCGACCGUUGAUACCAUCAAAGAAGGCAAGCACGUAGCUUCAACAGUGACUCCUCCGUGGUCAAGGCGAUUCGAACUUCGAGACGAGGAUGAGGAAGAUACUGUCGGCCCCGCCCGGCGUACAGUUUGCAUCCGCAUGUCCAGAACGCUUGCAGGCGGGAUGGUUGAUGCGUUCGCUGUUGUUCGUGGGGUAGAGCGCAAAUUUGGGCGGAUACGUGAAUACCGGUUCAUACGGGAUGGAGAAGUGAGCUCAGAGUACCAGAUGUUGUGUUGGGCUGCAUUUCAGUCUGAAGACUCAAUGAGCCUCAUUCCAGAGAAGGGUAUCACCAUGAAUGUCCCGGCUGCAACGCAGGAUCCUACUAUCCCCGAAGGGGGCCCGGGACUUGAACACCUUCAAGGUCUAUUUGACGUGAAGGAUGUAUAUUCUUCCAAUCCCCCGGCAUACUCUGCUGAAGGACCUUCAACACGGCCGAGAUUGAUCGAACUCAAUGUUCAGCGAGCUGCAAGCGACUUGCGUUUUAAUGGUGAUAACAGCCCGUUAAACCUCACGAAGGGUAAAAGGAUUGCAAUAGGACACAGUUUCUAUGAGUGGGGAGGUUUCUAUCCUCUGAAGCCUCUUUAUACGUCAUCCCCCUUCACUUCGCCAUCCGAAGAACCGCCGCCUACUCCAGACCACCAGCAAAUGCGCAUUGCGCUGAACAAGUGGAGUCAAAUCCUUGAGCGACCCGACCCUUCGUUUGCACAGAUGAAGGCUGCAGCCACAGUGGAAGCGCAAGCAGAUACUCAAAAAGACGUGGCAGCGGAUUCGAAAUCGCCCAGUGAUUCAUCGAUGUCAACGAUGUUGUCUCAGAGGAGUCGAAGGAGGACCAGACGCGAGGUGGAAUCCUGGGUGCCACUAUCGACGCCACAACCAACAAAACCGGAUUUGCCACCUCCUGGCGCCAUCACUCUCAAGAAGCACAUAAUGCCCAAGACUUCGCAGCCUUCGACGCCUAAGAUUUCGCGCAAAGAACGUUUGCUCGAACAGGCUCGUAGCCAAGCUCGCGAACAGGUCAUGCAGCAGGUUGCGCUGCGUGCCAGGGAAGCCGAAUUUGCUGACCUCGAAAAUUCAAAUUCAGAGACACUAAAGGAGAGUGUCGAGGCCCUUUUGAAGGAUUCUAAUGUCGAUGCAGAAUCGUCAGGCGAUCCGACGGAUGGCUCUGAGUCUGAAGUCACGCCGAAGGCAGGAAACAAACCACUGAGCGAGAGCCAGGCCUCCCCUGCGAAGGAAAAGUUGUGGAACUUGGUUGGGAAGUGGUUUUGAUCGAUACUGCCAAUAUAGAGCUUUUCUGUUGUCGAAUCGUAGCGGCGGCGACCCGCCAGUCCCCGACUCCCUUGACUGGUCAAUUGCUUUAUUUGAUUCCUUCCGCUGAAGGUUUGUACACAACGUUCCACGAUCUGUGCAAUACAUGUCUACUCGUUUCUGGUGCCCGGCUGGCUUUCCCAGAUUUACGUUAAGCACCCAUUACAGCAACUUAGGCUCCAGCUUCUUCCAAGUUCCUUCAGACAUCCACGGGAACGACUUUCUGGUCAAAGUCAUCCGUCCAGUCCUGUUCAUGUAGGAUCUCGUUGGCUUUAGUCCGCCCAACGCUUUUUGUAUUCACAAGUCAUCGACGUCGCCCUGAGUAUCUUCAUACGUUUGACCGGCCCAUUCCAUAUUUCCUGCUUAACGUGCACUGUAACAUCAA